Chenopodium quinoa (quinoa) is the source of this 715-nucleotide messenger RNA. Its product is annotated as 60S ribosomal protein L36-2-like. Gene Ontology annotation, biological process: cytoplasmic translation. Gene Ontology annotation, cellular component: ribosome; cytosolic large ribosomal subunit. Lineage: Eukaryota; Viridiplantae; Streptophyta; Magnoliopsida; Caryophyllales; Amaranthaceae. The record is from RefSeq and is a predicted model, not a curated record. The transcript is spliced from 4 exons. The coding region runs from base 137 to 469 and encodes 110 amino acids. Gene Ontology annotation, molecular function: structural constituent of ribosome.
AAUUCAAACCUUAUAAAAAAAAGCCCAAUCAAUCACAUCCCCAAUAUAAACGCUAUAAAACCCCCAUUUUUUACAUUAGUGAGCCGUGAAGCUAUUCAAGGUUUUUAGGGUUUCUCAUCCAGUCGCAUAAAUCAAGAUGGCUCCAAAACAGCCGAGUACUGGUCUCUUCGUAGGUUUGAACAAGGGUCACAUUGUUACCAAGAAGGAGUUGGCACCACGGCCCUCCGACCGCACAGGGAAAACCAGCAAGAGGGUUCUCUUUGUGAGGAGUAUUAUUAGGGAAGUUGCUGGAUUUGCUCCCUAUGAAAAGAGAAUCACUGAGCUCUUGAAGGUUGGGAAAGACAAGCGUGCUUUGAAAUUGGCUAAGAGAAAGUUGGGUACCCACAAGAGGGCAAAGAGGAAGCGUGAGGAGAUGUCCAAUGUGCUGAGGAAGAUGAGAUCUGCUGGAGGAACAGAGAAGAAGAAGUGAAGCUCGGACGUUCUGUGAUCCAUAUCUUGUAGGAACUCUUAAGAUGUUUUGAUUACUUAAAAGUUGAAGUAACUUCUGUUUAAAAUGUUUUACUUGCAUCCAAUUUUGCUUUGGCAAUGCUGCAUCACAGUAUUGUGAAACUAGUCUAAACUUUUUUCUUAUGCUUGUAAGUUGUAAUCAGUGAGACAGUAACAUUGGUCAAUGUAGGUUUGAUAUUAAAUUAUUACUAUGCCUUAUUGUCUCUCA